This is a messenger RNA of Talpa occidentalis (Iberian mole), 1593 nucleotides long. RefSeq names its product transmembrane serine protease 3 (gene TMPRSS3). The coding region runs from base 1 to 1593 and encodes 530 amino acids. Gene Ontology annotation, biological process: proteolysis; acrosome reaction. The transcript has 13 exons. NCBI's taxonomy places the organism in Eukaryota, Metazoa, Chordata, Mammalia, Eulipotyphla, Talpidae. The record is from RefSeq and is a predicted model, not a curated record. Gene Ontology annotation, cellular component: membrane. Gene Ontology annotation, molecular function: protein binding; serine-type endopeptidase activity.
AUGCUCCUGUGCUUGGAACAAGCUCCCCAAUUGGCUCACAGGAUCCACUUUGUCCCACCACCAAACAUUUUAGAGGCCCCCCCCCUCACUCUGGGCAGCUCUCAGCCCAUCUCUGAUGAGCCCUCGCCACCCCCUGAGCUCACAGGUGCCGGAGGCCACGCGCGGCUGACCACGGUCCCUCCUCAGGAGGUGGAGCCGGAGCCUGGCCCCAGAGGCCCUGAGCUCGUCACCCUGGGGGAGAACGACCCGCCGGCCACAGAGGGCCCCUUCUCCUUCAGGUCGCUUUUUGGCCUCGACGACCUGAAAAUAAGCGCCGUUGUGCCAGACGCAGAUGCGGUGGCCGCACAGAUCCUGUCACUGCUGCCCCUGAAGUUCUUCCCUAUCAUCGUCAUCGGGGUCAUCGCCUUGAUCCUGGCGCUGGCCAUCGGCCUGGGCAUCCACUUCGACUGCUCGGGGAAGUACCGGUGCCGGUCGUCGUUCCAGUGCAUCGAGCUGGCCGCCCGCUGCGACGGGGUCCCGGACUGCAGGGACGGGGAGGACGAGUAUCGAUGCGUCCGCGUGAGUGGUCAGGACGCCGUGCUGCAGGUGUUCACAGCUGCGGCCUGGAGGACCGUGUGCACCGAUGGCUGGAGAGGCCACCACGCCGGCGUGGCCUGCGCCCAGCUGGGCUUCCCCAGCUAUGUGAGCUCGGCCUCCCUCGGGGUGGGCUCCGUCGAGCAGCAGUUCCAGGAGGACUUUGCAUCCAUCAACCACCUCUUGUCGGAUGACGAAGUGACCGCCUUGCAGCACUCGGUGUACGCGAGGGAGGCAUGCGCCUCGGGCCACGUGGUUACCUUGAAGUGCACAGCCUGCGGCCUGCGGAGGGGCCCCCGCUCCCGCAUCGUGGGGGGCAACGUGUCCUUACUGGCGCAGUGGCCCUGGCAGGCCAGCCUCCAGUUCCGGGGCUACCACCUGUGUGGGGGCUCCAUCGUCACCCCUGUGUGGAUCGUCACCGCUGCCCACUGUGUUUAUGACCUGUACCAGCCCCAGUCGUGGACCGUCCAGGUGGGCCUGGUGUCCCUGCCGGACAGCCCAGCGCCCUCCCACCUGGUGGAGAAAAUCAUCUACCACGGCAAGUACAAGCCGAAGCGGCUGGGCCACGACAUCGCCCUCCUGAAGCUGGCCGGGCCGCUGCCCUUUAGCGACAUGGUCCAGCCAGUCUGCCUGCCCAACUCCGAAGAGAACUUUCCAGAUGGAAAAGUGUGUUGGACGUCGGGGUGGGGUGCCACGGAGGAUGGAGGCGACGCCUCCCCCGUCCUCAACCACGCGGCGGUGCCUCUGCUGCCCAACAAGCUCUGCAACCACAGGGACGUGUACGGCGGCAUCAUCGCCCCCUCCAUGCUCUGCGCCGGCUACCUGAAGGGCGGCGUGGACAGCUGCCAGGGAGAUAGCGGGGGGCCCCUGGUGUGUCAGGAGAGGCGGGUGUGGAAGUUGGUGGGGGCCACCAGCUUUGGCGUCGGCUGUGCUGAGGUGAACAAGCCCGGCGUCUACACCCGCAUCACCUCCUUCCUGGACUGGAUCCACGAGCAGAUGGAGAGGGACCUGAGAACGUGA